Molecule: messenger RNA, 1804 nt
Organism: Erpetoichthys calabaricus (reedfish)
Lineage: Eukaryota; Metazoa; Chordata; Cladistia; Polypteriformes; Polypteridae
Gene: klf13
Product: Kruppel-like factor 13
Exons: 2
Coding region: 787-1587 (266 amino acids)
Biological process (GO): regulation of transcription by RNA polymerase II
Molecular function (GO): DNA-binding transcription factor activity, RNA polymerase II-specific; RNA polymerase II cis-regulatory region sequence-specific DNA binding
Source: RefSeq, a predicted model, not a curated record
UCGUAGGAUUUCUUCAAGGCAAUCGUUACAAUGUAAGCUUAUGAAAAGUCUUUAAAAAGGUAAGCCGCUUCGUCGACAGUUCCUAAUGAUUUGUUUUACGGUAUUAUUUGAAAGUAAAACGUCUGCACGUCUUCACAGAGACGAUUCUUCUUCGAGGCAGUUGAACUUUGCAGCUCCACAGCACGAACCCUGUCUGCAGAGCGAUAACCCAAGCCACCCGCCCAGUCUGGCUCAGCUGAAAGAAAGGUAAGUUUUGGGGCGUCACCCUGCCCAAUAGAGGCGCAGUAUCCGCGGUGACGUCACUGCCAUAUGUUCAGAAAGCACCACGCCCCCCAACGUGGUUAGGAACUGGUCUUGCUGUGAGGCACUUAUUACUCUCUCUGUGCAAGAAAAGGGAGCAGAAGAGAAGCAUGGAAGUUUUAUUUUUAAAAUUCCAAAUACUCGUGUUUAUGAAUGUUUUCUGAACGGCAAAAAUCCAAACAAAGUGGGAUCACUUCUUCAAUAUUUUAUCCUUCAUCGUUUAAGUCGGUUUCCCCACAAGGAUGCCUUUCAUUUGUUAGCACUGGGCUGUAUCAUAAAAGUGUUGGUCUGUGGAGUUCUUUCUCUUGUUCAUUUUAGUUUCCUUUCUUUCUAAGAGAUCUACCUCCAUACCCUUCUCUUGUUCAUCAUCAUCAUCAUCAUCCUCCUCCUCAUCAUUACACAAAGGGAACCACGAGCAACAGUGAAUUUUAGCAAAGCAGUAAUUCGCAUGCCGUAGAGAAAGGGUGCUUUGGUGCAUUUAAAGAAAUGGCAACAGCAGCCGGAGUGGAUCAUUUUGCAGCAGAAUGUUUAGUGUCAAUGUCCAGUCGGGCCAUCGUUCACGAUCCGAAACUGGAUAUAGAGGAUAAGGCUGAAGAAGCGUCUGUGCAGAAAAUCGGAGAUGAUAAUAAGGAAGCGCCGGUGAAAGAUAAUUCUUCCCUGUUUAUGGUUGCCAGGAUUUUGGCAGACUUAAACCAGCAGACCCCCGAUGGUCCUGCAGAACAACCAAAAAUAUCAGAAGACAUCAAAGUGCCGAGCCUUUCGACAGAGGAUGCUGGGUUUAAAAGUGUCACCAAGCCCGGCAAAAAUGAUGGAUACCGUGCCACACCUACCACCCUAACCGACCCGGGUCCUAAACAAAGAAACAGGCGUGGGAGAAGCCGAAUCGAGCACGAAUCUCCCCAGAAAAAGCACAAAUGCCAUUAUUCUGGCUGCGAAAAAGUUUAUGGCAAAUCAUCCCAUCUUAAAGCACAUCUAAGGACACAUACAGGUGAACGGCCAUUUCCCUGCACUUGGCCCAACUGCAACAAGAAGUUUGCCCGCUCGGAUGAGCUCGCCCGCCACUACCGCACGCACACUGGGGAGAAGAAGUUCGGCUGCCCACUCUGUGAGAAACGCUUCAUGCGCAGCGACCACCUGAUGAAGCACGCCCGCCGGCACUCCGACUUUGAACCCAGCAUGCUGAAGCGGCCAUACGGCAGCGGAGCCAACACCCGCACAGGUUCUCUCAGCGACUACAGCCGCUCGGACGCUUCCAGUCCUACUCUCAGCCCUGCCAGCUCGCCUUAGCCCAUCUGCACUGAACGCCUGCACUUUUCCUCUGCCAGACACUUCCCAGUUUCGUGGAUUUUUUUAUUUUAUUUUAUUUUUGUAACUCUCAUGUUGCACAGCUGUCAGAACUGCUAAUAAUCUGCUUAUUGUAAAAGUACAUAGCUGCCUAUAUUAGUGCAAUCCCUUGAGAAAAUGAUCUCAAACAUUUCCAGCUGGCAUACAUUUUAGUUUUUUU